Molecule: messenger RNA, 1461 nt
Organism: Varroa destructor (honeybee mite)
Lineage: Eukaryota; Metazoa; Arthropoda; Arachnida; Mesostigmata; Varroidae
Product: innexin inx2-like
Biological process (GO): phototransduction
Cellular component (GO): plasma membrane; gap junction
Molecular function (GO): gap junction channel activity
Source: RefSeq, a predicted model, not a curated record
UUGGCCGACGAUAAGACAAAGUUGCCUACUCAGCACAAUUAUACUCAGGACACGAAUCAUAGCCUUUUUAUACAUCACAUAGAAUGGACCGAUCAUCGUAGGACUUGCGAAAUCAUUGUGCGUUGUGGUAUGGAAUAUCUACUAAAAGAGAAUUAGGCGCCUCGAAAGAUUGUGCACUGGCCACCGCGCCCGCUCGAUUGUGUCAGAAGAUUCGUGCCGAAGGUACAGACACUUGGUUUUAUUAUUGGAUGAGAACUUCAGCAGUGAGAUUGCCUUUUUAUUUCAUUACAAGUUUAUAGUACAUACGGAACACCUUAUAGACUAAAUCCGCCAUGGCGACUAUCAAUACAAUGCUCGACUUGUUGGUCCAACCUAUGUACAAUGCUAUCCGCGGAGCGCCACUGAGGACGAACAAUGUAGUGGCAAAGCUGCACUAUAAGGUGACUGCGUCCGUACUCGUGAUCGUUGGAUUCCUCGUGACCUCAGUCGAGCAUUUCGGUAACGCCAUAGACUGCGUGCAAAAUCCCGAGUUAAUACCUAGCAACGUGCUGCAUACGUAUUGUUGGCUACAUGCUACGUUCACUCUUCCGGAAGCAACAGAUACUGCAUACCCCGGUGUCUAUAAAGGCGCCAAUGUCAACAGGUCGAAGGUAAUCUACCACAAGUACUAUCAAUGGGUGUGUCUUGUACUGAUAAUGCAGUCAUUCUUUUUCUAUCUUCCGCGGUAUAUUUGGCGACUUCAUGACCGCGGUUUCUUCGAACAGCUUUGCUCGACGGACGACUCGAAUAUCUUAACGAAAUACUUCGUCACCCACAAGGGCACGCACGCUUAUAUUGCUUUCUACUUUCAUUUCACCGAGUCCCUUUUUCUGUUGAAUCUGGUUUGUCAAAUUGCCCUUACCAAUAUCUUGCUAGAUUAUCAGUUCGUGCCACUAGGUGUGAUGGUAUUAAUGCAACCGCGUACUCUACUCAAGGUCUUCCCGCGCCUAGCAAAAUGUACCUUUCACCUUUACGGAGUUAGCGGAGAUGUCCAACGGCAAGACGCACUAUGUUUACUUGGCCAGAAUGUGUUCAACGAAAAAAUUUUCCUUUUCUUGUGGUUCUGGUAUAUUAUCCUUUUAAUACUAUCAGUCUCCGUGACCAUCUGGAGACUAGGUACGCUGUUUUCACGACGGCUUCGGGUCGUUCGCCUGAUGGCGUACUUCAACAGUAAAGAGCGGUAUAUGCUAGAUAGAAUCUGUUAUACGUUAAACUUUUCCGAUUGGUACGUUCUCACUACUGUUUCAAAAAAUAUUUCACCGAUCGCCUGUCGGAAUCUAUACAUCGCAUUGUAUACAGAACUUUCAAAACCAGAAAAGCGUUAUAGGUUUGAUGGGGCUUCUAAUGGAUCAGUCGAAACGACAGCUCUGGCAUAAACAGCAAACUUCCGCUCAUCAAAUCAACCUCCCAAUUGACUACGUG